Messenger RNA from Ambispora gerdemannii, 384 nucleotides. The record is from the annotation of a GenBank genome assembly. Lineage: Eukaryota; Fungi; Glomeromycota; Glomeromycetes; Archaeosporales; Ambisporaceae.
AUGUCUUAUUUUCUUCCGCAUUUGACAAAUGGUUGGCAAGUUGAUCAAGCUAUUCUCUCUGAAGAAGAUCGAGUCGUGGUGAUACGGUUCGGACAUGACUGGGAUCCAACCUGUAUGAAAAUGGACGAGACGUUAUAUGGAAUCGCGGAAAAAGUCAAGAAUUUUGCCAUGUACGAACUCUACGACCCGUGCACAAUAAUGUUCUUUUUCCGCAACAAACAUAUCAUGAUUGAUUUAGGUACGGGUAACAAUAACAAAAUAAACUGGGCACUGGAAGAUAAACAGGAAUUAAUAGACAUAAUCGAGACGGUUUAUCGUGGCGCGCGAAAAGGUCGAGGUCUUGUGGUCUCACCGAAAGAUUACUCGACUAAAUACAAGUAUUAG